GCAUCGUAUUCGCUGGCAUCAGAUAAUAUUAAUAUCCCAUGAGAAUAAAAUGAAAAGAGGGGAUCAGAUGCGCAAACGAUCACCAACAGCGGGAUCCAAAUGUUCCAAGAGCCUCCAGAGCAAAACUGUGUCCCCAAACGCCAUCUCAUGGUCGGAGACUGAGGAUGGAGGUCUUCGAGAAGAUCCCAGUGAUGAUGACAAAAGGCAAUAUAAGGGGACAAGAUACAUCACAGAAGACCUGAUCAGGAGAUUGACUAAAUGUGAAAAUUUAGUCCUUGUGGGGACCCUGGAUUUGUCUACGUCUGCAGAAAGUGACAAACAGUUUAGAUAUAUUGAAAAUUUGGAUAAGUGUGAGCGCUUACACAUUCUCAACCUCAGUAACAACAGGAUCGAGAGAAUCGAGAAACUAGAGAAACUAUGUCAAUUACGGGAACUCCACCUUUCCAGUAACAGGAUACGAAAAAUUGAAGGUCUAGAGCACAUGUCAAAUCUUCAGGUUCUGAAUUUGGCCUUCAACAACAUUGAACAUCUUCCAGUUUGGAUAGCAAAGAAGCUCAGAUCUCUUCAUACUAUAAAUCUACAGAGAAACAAGAUAUUCUCACUUCAUGAAAUAACUAAACUGAAGACCCUGAAGAACCUGACGAGUCUGUCAUUAGCAGAAACCCCCAUCUCCAGCCUGCCCCAUUAUCACCUCUUCCUAAUCUUCCAUCUGAGGUCACUGGAAAUGUUGGAUGGACAACCAAUCAGUCCACAGGAAAGAGAGCAAGCACAUCAGCGCUUUCACAUGGAGGAAGUGGAGCGUUUGGAGCAAGAGCUGGAGUUGAGAGCUGAAGAGAUUGCACAGCUUCAGAGAGAGCGGACCACAGCCCUGGAAGAACUAGAGCGGCGGGAAACGCUCAACCAAAACCUGAGGCAACAGCAGCAGGAACAACAACGGAGCCGUGAGGAACUCCGGAGAGAACUUGACACCAAAUCUGAACUGCUUCCACAUCAUACUCCUCUGCUCGAUUCUCUCUGUCAGCUGAAGCAGAAAACAGUGGAGUUGACCCGGGCCUGUCAGAAACACUAUGAGCUUGAGCAGGAGUUGGCUUUUCACAAAAUAGAUGCCAAGUUUGAACCUCUUCCGUUUUAUCCAGAUCCUGAGAUGGAGGUGGAGAACCUUUCUAGCGAGAGUCCAUACAUAGGAAAGUCUCGUCAGAAAAGGAACAUCACAUUUCCAUCAGAGACGGAUAGCAUGGGUGCACAAAACCAGCAGCAGCCUGCCUCAGCGGACCUGACUGAGACAGACACCCCAGGACAACAUGCUCAGCUUAGAGCUGAGGAUCGAUUACAGCAGUUGCAUAAAGAAAUUGAGGCAAAAGAGCAGCAGAUCCUUAAAGCCAGUGAAGAGCUCCGGCAGCUAGAGGAGACAGUUUCUCAGAGACGGAUCUGUGAGGUUGAGAAGGAUCAGCUCAGGCAGGAGCUUCAGAGGAGGAUACAGAGGCUGGGAGAGAUGAGAAGAGAGAUGGAGGCUGUGGAGAGGCAGCUGGACAGACUGAAUGCUGAGAGGAACCAAGCCCAGGAGGAAACGGACCAGCUGCAGAAUCUACUGCACAGCCUGGAUCCCAGUGACCCCAGACAUGCCCAUGUAAAGGCUCAGUUGUCCAAGAAGACACAGCUGCUGGCCAUCAUGAGCAGAAAGCACCAGGAACUGGAGAGCAGGCUGGAUGACAUGAUCACACGCAUCCACAAGGAGACACAGGAGAUAAAAGAACUAGAGCAACAACUUACUGAUGGUCAGAUCGCUGCUAAUGAAGCACUCAAGCGUGACCUGGAGGGCAUCAUCGCAGGUCUCCAGGAGUAUCUGCAGGGGGUGAAGGACCAAGCACGAAGAGCCAAGUUAGACUGCAGGCAUCUGCAGAGGGAGAAAGACGCUCUGCAAUGCCUCCUAUGUGAGAAGGAGCAGCAAUGCACACAGCUGCAGAAAGAAGCUCUGAGUGCUAAAAGCGCACAGGAGGAACUGCAGCAUCAGCAGCAGGAGUUGGAGGAUCUGAGGAAGGAGAAUGAAGAGCUGAAGCAGGCUCAGGGGCAGGUCAGUGAAUAUGAGGCAGAGCUGGAGACUCAACUGCAGGAGAGAGAUACUGAGGCCACACAGCUGAAGGAGGAGCUGAACAGACUGCGUCGACUAAGUCAAAUGGAGCACUCUGCACUGCAGGCAGAGUUGCAGAAAGGAAGACAGGCAAAAGAGAACGCUUUGGCACAGAUGCAGAUGGCUGCCGACAGAGAGCUUGAGAACACAGAGCUUCAGCAACAGGUCAAUGCUCUCCAGGAGGAAAGAGACAGUCUUAAGGAGAAGGUGGAUGCUCUUCAGUGUGAUUUGGAGCAGGUUAGGGAGGAACUGCUUUGCCCGGAAAGUGUGGCUAAACAUUUAGGAGAGCUGAGAAGAGCCAUAGCUACAGGACAAGAAAUACUAAGCUUUGAAGACCUUGGAGAACCAGUGAAUAAGAAAUUCAUGGAGCUACAACAGGAGGUGCAUCAUGUGGUAUCUGCUGCUCAGAGAGAUAGAGACGAGGCCCAGCGCUGUCAGGAGAGACUUGCUGGAGAGAUGAGUUCGCUCACAGAGAGACUCAGGAAGUAUCAAGAAAGAUACCAGGCUCAGCAGGCAGCAGAGAGACGGGGUGAGGAGGUGGAGCUCCAUAGAUUGAGGAAGGAGCUGGAAGAUGCUCAUCAGCAGCAGUACUUGAUGCUGCAACGUUUAGAGGAGACGGAAAUGGACAGGGACCGUCUUCUUGCUGAAUUAGAAGAACAAGAUAAACAGGUGAAAGCUGAAGAGAGCCAGACUCAGGAGCAGCUAGAAUCUCUCAGUCUGGAGUUGCAGGCGCUCAGGAGCUCUUUUUCCUCUGCUGACAGAAUGGCUGCCCAACAACUGACUGCAGCAAAGGACAAACUUCACUCUCUUCAUAGCACUAUAGAGAAAAUACAUCAGGAGAGAGCAGCGAAUGCAGAGGAGUUACAAAGCAGCAGGAUUCAGGCUGCCCAGGCCAUUCAGGACUUGGCUAAUGCUGAAACAGAAAUCAAGGUUCUCCAGAAGCUUUCGAGAGAUAGGGUUCAUGAGACAGAUGGGAAUCUCCACAGUGUCCCAAACUCUAGUAUUCAACAGCAAGAAUUGGACAGAUUAAACCAAACCUUGAAAAGACAACAGGCCCAAACCAAACGUCUCAGAGAUCAACUAGCACAAGCAAACAAAGCUAACAACGUAAAUCUAGAAGAGCUUCUGGAAGAGAUUGGAGCACUGAGGGAGACUCUUCUACAGCAGAAUAACUUCCUGUCCAGUUUAGGAGAUCCCCUGCCAAACACAGGAUGUUGGUACUAUGUCCCGUCAAAUCAAAAUGCCCCUAGUUUUGGAUCUCAGGGCACACAAGACUCAGGACUGGGCUCUGUGCACCCACAGUCCCCUGAGAGAGGCCGGCGGUCUGCCGGGAGAGCACACAGGGAGAGAAGACUUGUUAAUGGAGGAUACUGGGUCUAUUCCCCCCAUCCGCACACUCAUGGAAAGAGAGAUGCACAGAUGUUCAGAGACAGUGGAAGAGAGAGCGAUAUAGAGACACACUUCACGCCUCCAUCAGUCUCUGCUGGAUUUACUCUACCUGAUGGUACUGUAUUUCCUCCUGGUUCAUUUAUCUACAAUCACCAUGCGCCUGGACUUCCCAUUGGCUCAAGUACAGUCCUCUAUGGGCCGCCCCCUGAUGGAGCCAGGCUGAUGUACGGACCUCCUCCCAGCAAUCUGACUAUUCCUCUGGUGCCCAGUAGAACGCUGCACUGUAAUGUGCCUGGACAUCAGGACUUGGAGCGAGAUCUGAAGAAGGCAGAGCGUAGGCUGAAAGAGGAGUGCGCUGAUAGAGCUCACAGUGAUAAAGAACAGCAAGCACUUCAAGAAAAAACAGCAGACCUACAGCGGGAAAUCAAACGCCUGCGCAGGACUGUCCACACACUGCAGCGCCAUACGAGUGGGCUGGAAGGCUCCUUAUCACGUGCAGAGGAGGAGCAGUGUGGGCUGGGAGAGGUGGAGUGUGUGGAGAAGACCCUGCUGAAGCGCAGAGCGGAACUCAGAGAGGCUGACAGGCUGCUGCUCGAGGCUGAGACACAGCUCAAAGACACUCGAGCCAAGACUAAAGAAAGCGUACAGCGCUACAAUGAGGCUAGAAGGCGAGUGAAAGAGACAGAACGAGAGCUGGUGGAGAUGGAACAGAGAGCUCAAGACGGUGCCACACAGCUGGUGCAAACCAAACAACAGCUCAGGAAUCUUCAAGAGGAGGUUAAGGAGCUGCAGAAAAGGAAACAGGACCAAGAACACACUCUACACGAAGUAGAGGAGGUCCUCGCAUGUCAAGAUGCAAAGUUUCAAGAAGUCAACAGAAGGUUGGAGAGAGCGACUGACAGACUGGAAACAGCUGAGAAAGAGCUCAGAGAGACCCAGAGCCUGGAGGUGAAACUCUUGCAGAGCUGCAGAGAGACAGAAGAAUGUCUAUCACGACACAAAACAGAGCUGGACCAAGUCAGCGCUCAAGUGGUGUUGCAGCAGGAGGAGCUGUCUUUGCUGGACAGGAAGCUGGAGCAGUGGAAGAAGGAAGAGGAAGUGUUGAGAAUUAGUGUGGAGAAACACAGGCAGGGCCUGUUGGAUGUGCUCAGACAGGGAGAGGAGGAUGCCCAACUCUUACACCAGCGCAUUCAGGAGCUCCGUGUGGAUGUGCAGUCUCUGGCCGUGCAGAAGGGAGAGCUGGACUCUCAGCUGUCCGAGAAGAAAAACAGACUGGCACAGUAUAAGAAAGAGCAGCAGAAGGAGGAGGAAACCCUGCAGAACCUCCAUUCAGCCAUCAAAAAACAUAAAGCAGAGCUGAAGCAUGUGUUGGAAAUGGUCCAGUUGGAGACAGGGGAAUUAGAGGGUGUGAAGCUUCAGCAGAGCCAGAAACUGGACCAGCUAGAGAGGAGCCAGGAAACUCUGCUACAGGUGCGUGUAGAACUGCAGCGCGUGCAGCAGGAGCUACAGGAGCAGCGUGGGGAGGCUGAGAGACAGAUGAACCUGCUGGAGAAAGAGAGAGUAGAGCUGCACACCCUCCAACAGAAGUGCCUCGACCCGCAACAGCAAACAGACACAGCAGUCCAAGAGAGGAGCAGCCUGCAGGAACAGUGCAGAAACCUGGAGGCCAGGCGGACACAUGCACAGAGGUGUUUGGAAGCAACAGAGACGAGGGCGAGGACCGCAGAAACAGAGCUGCUUAGACUACGGACUGAGCUGGACAAACUACAACAGGACCAGAAACACGCACACGAUAAACAUCAGGAGCAGCAGCAGCAUGAGGAGGAGUUGAGCAGAUUGAAGAAACAGCUGGUGGAAUCUCAAACUCGUUUAGAUGAGAUCAGAGAGGAGGUGAAGGCUGCGAGAAGGCAGCGGGAAGAGCUAGAGAAGCAACAGAAGGAGCAAAAGGCUGAACUGCAGGAGAAAGAGGAGAAGAUCAAGAGGAGACAACAGAAGCUGGACAGACUGGGUCAACAGCUGCAGGAGCUCAAGGCAGAAGUAGUCAUGAAACAGACACAGCUUCAAGAACAUGAAAAGCUGAUGAGAGUGCAGCAGCAGCAGAGCACUGAUCUGGAGCAGCAGAAGCUGCAGGCAGUAGAGAGCGCUCUGGGCCUCAGGCUGGACCGGAUGGAGCAGAUCGCUGCCGCAGAAAUGGACCUGCAGAGGGAGCGCAAACAGUGCACUGCACUACAAGAGCAGGUGGAGAAACUAGAGCAGGAGGUGUGUGAGCGGGACUCCAGACCAGCGCUGAGGGACGUCAGGAGGCCCAGAGGAACCACAGCCGCACAAACAGGCAAAAACUGCAGGGAGUGGAAAAGGCUGGAAAAAGCUGCUCAAGAAAACCAUAAACAAGCCAGAACGCUGCAGGAACAGCUCAGAACCAUUUCCCAAGAGCUGCUCUGCCUCAAAGACGAACUGCAGAGCCAAGAAGAGGGCAGCACUCAGCUACGUGAGAUCAAGGACAGCGUGCACUCUCUGAGGUCCCAGGUGAAAGCAGAGCUUGACAAUGGGCUGAGGGAGCUGGAGUCGCCCUCUAGUGCCUCCUCAGACACAGACAGCCUGAAAGAGAACCGUCCCAGUGUGGGGAUCCCAGCAUGCAACACUAAGGAUGAACAGUGGCGAGGUGACGUGCUGAGGGAGAGACUGAGGCAGCAGGAGGACCACUUGAAGGUUCAGCUGUGCAGACGCAUGUUCUCCCAACAGGAAGCUCUGAGUCAGCGCAGACUGCAGACUGAAGGCAGCAUUCAGGGCCUGCGCAGACAUGUCGACAAACUGGACCGGCUCCUCAGCAACUCUUCCAAAGACUUCUAUUAUUUGGAUGACCAGGAAGCUCUGCCAAAACAUGCCAAUGUAAUUGAUCAGAAACAAUGCUCCACUGUCCCUUUUGUAUGGACAUCAGCAAAUAUUUGCAUAUGCAGAAACGUAACCAAGCAGCAUAUAUAAAGAAGGAACUAAUUUCCAUUAUUUUUGUCAGAUUAUGAAAGCAGGUGGUUACAGAGGAGCAGCUGGAUUAAACCCGCUUCUACCAGAAACAAGCACGCAGAAACCACUGAGCCAAAUUCACGAGACCGUCUCAAGGACUUCCUGCUUCAGUUAGGGCAGAGUCUGGAAGUGUUUCAGUCUCCUAAACGCCAAAAAAAUAGGCUGGCGUCAGCACUUUCCAUAUACAAAUAAGCAAACUGAAACUUGAGGUAGAAAUAAGAUGGUGAAAGUUUAUUCUCUACCUCUGAUUUGUUCUUGUUGCUUUAUGAAAUUCUUUUUAACACAAACUGAUAUGUACUUUUGCUCAUGUUAAAGUAGACAAUGUCUUGCGAGUGUUUACAGGUGAAACAGAUGCAGGCAGGAAGGUUUCAUGUUUCAUCAUGUGAUGUCAUUGAUGCAGGCUGUGCUCUGGAAUGAAGGAGUUCAUUUUUACACGACUGUUGUCAAAAAUGACCUUGUAUUCAAAGCCAAGAUAUGCAGAGUAUUUAUUACAGCACUUUUCUUUAUAUACAGUUUGUCUAUAAUCAAAUACAACUGAAAUUAAGUGUGCAAUACAAUUAGUAGUCUUUCUUUCGUUUUCUUGUCCAGUUUCUCCUCUCAAGUGGUCUCGGCAUUAUUGCUUAUAUACAGUGUAUGUGGACAAAAACAGUCUACAGUAUUGUCUUUAUUAACAUAAUUACAAACAAAAGUCACUUACAGAAGACAGAACUGAGCAGAAGAUUAAUUUUUGCAGAUGUCAUUAAGAUGUGAAAAAAGCAAGACAGUAGGAGCAAAUUAAAAAUGGAUUUUCAGUUUACAAAACAACACAUCUGAAAUCUACCAUAAUGGACAAAUUUAAUAGAAAAUCAUAUUUGGAGUGCUUGUUUUUGCCUUUUUAGCUGUUCUUUGCAAAUGUGCAUCAAUG
Messenger RNA from Sinocyclocheilus anshuiensis, 7442 nucleotides. RefSeq names its product centriolin-like. Bases 50 to 6499 code for a protein of 2149 amino acids. Gene Ontology annotation, molecular function: protein binding. The record is from RefSeq and is a predicted model, not a curated record. The transcript has 42 exons. NCBI's taxonomy places the organism in Eukaryota, Metazoa, Chordata, Actinopteri, Cypriniformes, Cyprinidae.